This is a messenger RNA of Macrobrachium nipponense, 6248 nucleotides long. RefSeq lists its product as uncharacterized. The record is from RefSeq and is a predicted model, not a curated record. Gene Ontology annotation, molecular function: protein binding. Lineage: Eukaryota; Metazoa; Arthropoda; Malacostraca; Decapoda; Palaemonidae.
CUCCUCUCUCAAAGGACAGUUUCUUCUCAGCAAGUGCAGAAAGAGUGCUGAACUUUCCAGCCCCGAUGAAAGCGGCAGAUAAAGACGUUUUAUCAUAGAAAAUUCGCCUUCUUAACUUUGUAGCUGAGCUGUUUCCUACAGCUGAAAUUCCAGGUUUUGAAUAUUUAUUGGAAAGUUAAGUGUAGAGUCGAAACGUCGUUCUGGGCCUUAGAGAUUAGAUUUUUAAACAAGUUCUACAUAAAUCUGAGGAGGUUUUUUUUUAAAUUAAACAGUUUUUGAUCAGAAUAUUUUGGGGAACGUGAAGAAAUUGCAGAUAUUUAAAGAAAGCAUUUUCCUCUAAUAUUUGUGUUUUAUUCUGUUUAGAACCGGUGUACAAUCGACUCAAGGUUCUUCCGCAGAAAGAGAGCAUUUUGUGUACAUCAGAAACUUGUGCGCACUGUGACUUAUAGACAGAGAUAACACAUUGUCUGGGUACGGUUUCCGACAAAAAGAACCAUGGAUUAAUAAGUCAGUUUUGACGUUAUACAUCCCGAUUGCCAGUUGCGUGGACUACUUUGACUGCUGAAGGACAUCCGAGACCUACGAGAGGCAAAGUCAACCAUGGCUGUGACGGUGCCAAGAGUUUUCAUGGCUGUCACCGCCCUCUGGUGUUUCUCGGUGGAGGGAACCCCCGUCAGCGUCAUGCACGGCGACCUUUGCAGGAAGAUGAACGGAAGAAAGUACUACCUUGAGGCCGACACGCACGCCAUCAUCACCGCCACGAACGUCACCUUGCCCACCUUCCCAGAUAUCGCGCUUCAGCAGGGCAACAAGAACUCUGCAUCCUUUCAUCAUGCUCCCAGGAGACACAGGAGAGAAGGUCCCCAAGAAAUCGGGGUCAUCAUGGAGCCUCGAUACCGGCGUAACAUCACUUCCAUCACGCUCACAUCCUUGGGCGGGAACAUCCUGACUGCGCCCACGUCGUCGUUCGUAACGCCUCCUGAGUCGACGCGCAUCCUUACCCCUCUGCGAACUCCCACUCUGGAGGAACAUGUUUCUCCCCAAGAAUCACCUAGUCCUGCUUCUCCUGAGGGAAGUCUUCCAACUUCAUCUCCUCUCUUGGUAAAGGAAACUGAAGAUCUGGAAGUGGCCCCAGAGGUGACCACUACGCUGACCCAGCCGCUGAAGUGUGGCGUUGAGAUCCUGACCCGACCCGACUGCCAUCUUGAGCUGACGUUUGAAAAAGUCAACCUCCCUUCCUGUUCUCACGAUAAAUCUUGCAGAUGUGACUACCUCCGCCUUAGGGAGCCUCCAUACAGAGGCAACGGAGGACUGGACAUCUGUUCGAUGGGUGACGAGACGCCCGAAGCAUUCACCUCGCUGACGAAGGAGGUCCGGAUGGAUUUCCUGUAUACCAGGGGCUACGAAGAUGCCCUCGCCAUUGGCAUCACUGCCAAACGAAACAUGUAUCGCAUCAUCGGGAAGAUGAACAGCACCGUAGGAAAUAUAAGGUCGCCUUUCUUCCCCGAGCUUUACCCCAAGGAACACUGGAUGGAGUAUGACCUCGUGGCCAAGGAAGAGAAGGCUCGAAUCAAGGUCACCUUCCUUGAUUUUCAACUUUCACCUUGGAGUUUCGUUGAGAUUCAAGACACAAACAAUACGCGCCUGGCCGUCUUCAACGGGAACCUCUUCCGUCCCCCAGUCCUGAUUUCGUCUGGGCCACAAAUCACUGUGAGAUUCAGCGGCAAUGGCGAAACGGCUCGCGGAUUUAACCUGGAAUAUACGUUCAUUGACGCAGAAAGUAAUGCCAUGGUUCCACCAAUAACAGACUGUGGAGGAUACGUCACCAACUUCGGCGGGACGAUCACAAUGAUGAAUAUGUCUAAAGACUCGAACUACACCAUGUACGACUGCGUGUGGAUUGUCCAGCCUCCACAGAACUAUGCCUUCAAGUCACAUCUGUCCAUCAAGGUCGUCCAGUUCGAGCAGAUGGCCUCGGCUACCACUCUUGAGAUAAGACAAGGAGUGACGAGCGAUGACUACUUGUUGGAAAAGAUCGAGGGAGGAGACCUAAAGCGGACCCAGGAACAUGUGGUUGCAGUGGACACUGGAUUCUAUGUCAGACUGAGAGGGUUCUUCAACAAGGACUCCAAACUGGCAAUAGUCUACUCAUCCUUCAGCUACCUGGGUAGCUGUUACUCCAUGACCGACCUGAUGUGUCACAACCACAGGUGCAUCCCCAAGAUGCUCAGGUGUGAUGGAUUUGACCAUUGUGGCGACAACAGCGACGAACCUACUUCGUGCUACGUAGGAGCCGGUUCCAAAGGGCUGACCCCAGAGGAUGCUGCGUGGUGGUACCAACACACCCCUAAUUACUACUUCCCGCCAAAAUCUUCCUUCCUAGGAGGUCAACAUGGAUGGUCUGGUGUCCUGCUUCUAACCUCACUCAUAAUUAUGGUGAUACUGAUGGUUGCUCUCAUCUCGUACAUGUUCAAGCAAAGCGCGGACAGAGUUGGAAGAGAGAGGCGUCACGGACUGCAUAGCCGCCGAGGAUCAAUAAGUGAUGAUGUUGAAAUAGUUGACGCUUCAGCCGAUGAUCCACCACUGUACGAACCUCCACCUGAUUAUGAGGAAGUUAUAAAAGUGAUCUUAUCAGGAAAUAACCUUAAGCUUGUUAGGCGACCUGGAGGCCUAACGGCAUGGGUGCCUGAUAAACUUGUUGAUGGAGGCAGUGAGAGCAACAACCAACCAAAGUCGGAUAGACCAGUGAGGACACGUCAUGCCUCCUUGGAUCUUGAGCGAGGAAUGGAAGUUGUGCUUUGGAACUCAAACUCUGGUGUUCCUCCAAGAAACACAACCACCAAUGCAGUCACAGUAGACACUGAAAGUGGAUCCCCAUCAGCUCCCCGCCAAGUCAUUCCAUUCCAUGUUGGGCAUAUUCGAAGAUCAUCCCUUCCUACAGCACCAACACCAGAGACAAUGCACCAUCAAGUCCAGGGUCAUAGUGUUAGCAUCGCCCCUGAAACUAUACCAGAGGGGCCUGAAAGCCUAGAGUCACCACGACCUCCCAUUCGCCAUGUACAUACACUUAGCUCUCCUCAGAUUUCAAUAAGGUCAUUCAAUUAUGAUACAUCAGCAGUGUCAACACCAGGGCCAAGUACUCCAAAGCCUUUGCAGUUAUCAAAUAGGAUGAGGAAAAGCAAAAAAGGGGCAAAGAAGGGAGGAAAAAGGAAAAAAUCAUCUGCCGUUAAGAAGCCGGAGCGACAAGCAAUGAAAGAUGAUUCAGCUCCUCCAUCUUAUGAAGAUGCAAUGCAGCAAGUUAUCAAUAGAGAGUCUCACUCUCCCAUGCUUUCAGGAGAUGGAAACUUGAGCAGUGACACUGCAAGCCAUGUAAAUGAAAGCACACAAACUAGUUUGGAUCAAGGUAUGAUAAUUGACGCAGAAGAUCUUUCACCAACAGACAGAGUUCAUGCUGCUAGAGAAUUGUUUCAGAAGCUUUCUAAUGGGCAACAAAAACCUGGAAGUACAGUUCGUGAACUUCAUGGGAAUUAUCACAUUGCAAAACGUCCAGCAGUACAGGUCAAUAAAACUAGGCACCUUAAGAAUACAACUUCUGGAGGAACAAUUAGCCGAGGUACUGUUAAAGCUCGGAAGGCAAUGUUGUUGAAGUCUCAGAACCUAAGACGAGACUGUGAAUGCAAUGGAGCCUGUUCUUGUGCUCACUUCAAGGCAGAAAGUCCUGCAGAGGAGACUCCUGCUAAAGGGGGGGUCAAGUCUAAAGUGCAGUAUUAUCUUAAAAUUGAAGAGGGUACUAAGAAGAGGGACUAUGAUUCAUCCAUUGAAAAGUCUCCUGUAGAACAAGAACUUGAGACUACUAAUGAAGAUCCAACAAACCUACUUGCCACAGGUACAACUCAGAAAAAGAAAAAAUUGGUUAGAAAUAAAUCUGCACCAACAAUUGGUCGAAUCCGGGACCUAGAUUUAGAUAUUUAUUUCUCACAGAAUGAGGAAAUAUCUGGAACAGAAACACCUUCGCCAAGUGAAGACAUGGAGCGGCCUCUUAUUACUCCUGUCAAUGAUGCAUCAAGACCAGUCUUUAUUGUGCCUAUGAAUUCAUCUAAUGGAGAUGGAUCACCCAAGCAAGAUAAAAUGCAGAGUAUCCAGAGUCGAGUAAAGCAUUAUAAUGAUCUUACAAGACCCAAAAGCCCAUCUGUACCACCUCGCACACCUUCACCUCUAAAUUCACCAAUACAGUGUAUGAAAUUGAGUCAUUUUCUUCGGUCAGCCUCAGAUGAGUCUUUAGAUGAGAAUGAUGGUGUAAUGGUUAGUAUGCGCAGCGUGAAGAAUGCUGUACGUGAUGCCAAUAUCAAACCUGGAUUGGUUAGAGAAGCUACUGCCAAAUUCAUAACAACACUAGCAACAGAUAUUCAUCCUAAAUUAUGUUCUCAGAACUCAGAGGAGUGGAAUACAAGUGAAGAUUCCCCUCUCCCAAUCAGAAUUCCUUACCUCAACUUACAAAAUGAAACUCCAAGCUCUCCGGAAAUAAGUGAUUCUGACGGGCUCAAUAUACCUCCUUUGAAAAGAGAAGAAGCAGAAUCCAUUGAGCUCUGGGAUUCAAUAUCUCAGGGAAUAUCUGAAACAGAAGGCUUUGCAAUAGAGGCCAGUGGAGAUUUGCCACCUGUUUCUUCAGGGGCAGUGCCUAAGAAGUCUGCUGGUGAAGUUACAAUCAAAUUGAGAAAAAAGACUACUUCUAACACAGAAAAUCAAAAUAAAGAUACCAAGUUCUUGCUGGAAGAGAAAAAAGAGGAAAAAACUGAUACUGAAAGAAGCAUAAACCGAUCAUCCCCAGAAUCUUCUGUGAAGGUAAUAGAAACAAGUAAUAAAGUUGACUGUAUAAAGCCUAGUUCAGACACUCCCACUCUAAUCCUUGAGGAAGUUAACCUUGGUCCAAGAAUCUCUGGCUACGAAAGUAGCUCAGAUGACGAAUCAUUGCCAUCAUCACCAAGUUUUAUACAAAAACCAAAUGAAAAGUUGAAUGAAACUUUUGAUUCAGAAGUUGAUAUUGACGUUUUUUCAAAGCCAUCUGAACAAGGAAUUACAGUCACAUCUCCAUCUAAAUCUGAUUCUCAAAGCUCAGUUCCCAAAAGGGCAGAGAAUACAAGGAAAAUUCCUAUUCCCUCACCACGAGGGUCAAAGAUCUCGUUAGCAAAGGCGUCCUUAGAACCUCAGAUAGCAUCUCCAACUGACACAGAAUCUCCUCUAGAACCUUCCUCGAAAGAAGAACUAACUUCAGCACCAGCAUCUCCAGUCCCUCAGCAUUCGAGUGCUGUCCUAAAAGAAGAAGCGGCUUCAUCUUCAACACAAGUGGUUACUGAUUUGGCCACUCAGAUGGAACACAGUGGAAUUGUCACUAUAAACAGCAACAAUGGAUCGAAGCGGGAUUAUAUUUAAAAAAAAAUAUUUUAUUUGACAUGGCAAUAUUGCCAUGUUUGUCAGGUAGCUUACCCACACACACACACACACAUAUAUAUACGUAUAUAUAUUUGAUAUAUAAUGUUUUCUGUUUCUACGAGAUCCUUGAUUCAAUAUGCUCUGGUUAUAAAUCCUAUAUGGAUUGUAAGACAUAACAGUUGCCAUGUAAUGAUAACUAUUUUAGAAAGAAAAAUACCGUAGCAUAUCGUAGUGAUUUAAUUUAGUGGAAUUUUCAUGAAUGGAUUAAAUCUUAUAAUCCUCCACGGCAAAAUCAAGUCGGAUUCUUGUCAUGAGUCGUAAAACACAUGAAUGUGUGUAGAUGGCAAGUUUGUUACUGCUUAGAUAAUGGAUAUGGUUUGUGGAGCUGAGGCAGAAUGGAAUUUCCUGCUUUAUAUCUCGGGUCCAAGUAUUUACCUUCCAUAAUAUUGAUAAGUAAAUGUAGUUCUUAUGCUAAACACAUUCAGAAGUCCCCAUCUAUAUUAUUAAUAUAAGCACAGUGCAAACCUGCAAGUAGUUUCUCGGCUUUAUGAAGACAGUAUGCUAUAGACUACUGCGAGGCGCAUAGCUGCUCAGGGUGGUAUUAAAUUCUUCGUGGCAAUAAUUGAAUACUAAGGGGCUGUAAUUCACCAAUUAAAACACACUAAGUAUGUGCAUUUGUUCUCCAAGAUUAUUUUUUGUGUACAUGUGUGUACUCAUUUCAUGCAGAUAUUUAAUGACCAGAUAUUAUUCUUAUGACCUUGCUGAAUUCCCAGGAAAUUACAAAAAGUCAAAUGUAAGCUUUUAUAUAUAUAUAUAUA